AAAAAAACCCUCAAAGUCUCCCAUUUUUGAAACUAAAAUGGGUUGUUGUGUAAGUACCCAUAUAAAACCACCCCUUUCUAAACAUUCUUCACUUGAACAUAACUCAAAUUCCCAUCAGUUUCCAUGUAUUUCAAAAUCUCCACCAAGAGCUGAAGAAGAAGCAGUAAAAGAAGUCCUCUCUGAAGCCCCUAAGCCCAAACCCAAGCCCAGGUCCAGGCCCAGUUCCAGGCCUGAAAGCCCAAGAAAGCAAGCUCUUGAUGUAGAAGAUCCCAUAAAAGCAAAAAUCUUACUUCUUACUCCAAAGAAGGAUUAUUUGGAGCAGAAAGUACCCAAUCGGGAUCCAGAUCCGGAUCCGUGUACACCAGAAGAGAUCUCUGAAGUAUCCGAAAUGUGUAGUUUUAGUGAGAGUAUUUCUACAGUAAAGGAUGAAGAUGACCAUCAACAAUUGUUAUACAGUAGAGAAAAUAUCCCUGGUCAAAGACUGUAUAGAUCUCAGGGGUAUAAUGGUAAUUACGUUCCUCACCCAUGUUAUAAUAAUAAUGCCGUUAGGAAUCAAGGUAGAUCACCCGCUAGAAGACGGCCCGAAUCAUCCCCGACCCGCAAAAGAAAUCCGAGUCAGGGUGGGCCUAAGAGAGAAACGGGCAGAGAUAAUGUGGGCCGGAGGUCUCAGUCACCAGGAAUGAGGGGUAAUGUGGGCCGAAGCCCGUCCGCAAGAAGGAAUGGACCGUCACCGGGUCGGGUUAGAAUGGUCCAUGCCCCUGAGAUGGAAGGAAAAGAGGUAGAACAUGAAGAAUUGAGGAGAGAGAGUGAAGAAUGGCAAGGUCCUAAAGAGUCACUUGAGAAUCCACUGGUUUCCUUAGAGUGUUUUAUUUUCCUCUAAUCUGGUUUUAUCGGAAUUAACCUCUUAGAAUAAGUUUGUUUAUAUUCGAUUUUUUAAAUUUGGUCCGGUAGAUGUUUAAAAAGAAGUCAAUCGAAAAUAACUUCUUACGAUAAGGUUGAUUAUAGUAAAUCGCGCAUAGAGAUGAUAAAUAUUAAGGUAAUCCUGGGCAAAAAUAUUGCAAAUAGAAUGGUAAUUUAUUAGGGUAAUGCUUUGAUCUAAUGGCUUUUGGGUUUUUUUUAAGAGAUAAUUAUGUUUAAUGUUGUCUUUGUAAUGUUUAUUUUGGUGCCUGUAAUUGUAAAUGGUAACAGUAAUUAGUAGAAUAGAAUAUCAGGAGUUGAUUUCAAAUGGGAUAAAUGUUGUUAACUAACUGUUUUAAUAUAAAUAUUGUAUCUUUUUAGUAAGUUAUUAUUAUAUAUUUCCUCUCGUCGCA
Messenger RNA from Amaranthus tricolor (Joseph's coat), 1310 nucleotides. RefSeq lists its product as uncharacterized. The transcript has a single exon. NCBI's taxonomy places the organism in Eukaryota, Viridiplantae, Streptophyta, Magnoliopsida, Caryophyllales, Amaranthaceae. The record is from RefSeq and is a predicted model, not a curated record. Bases 38 to 880 code for a protein of 280 amino acids.